Messenger RNA from Eruca vesicaria subsp. sativa (arugula), 192 nucleotides. Lineage: Eukaryota; Viridiplantae; Streptophyta; Magnoliopsida; Brassicales; Brassicaceae. The record is from the annotation of a GenBank genome assembly.
AUGGCGGCUGGAUCACCGACCAGAUCACAGGAACGUUCUUCUUGGAGCCAUCAAUACUUCUGCAAUAACAAUGAUAUUGGCAACAGCAAAACUUAUGAGAAACCUGCGAGCGAUGAAGAAAGUAUAAUCCGAAAUCAGAAAUCAGAUUUGGGAACCUUUGAUGACACAGAUCAGCUCCAUACCUGGAAAUGA